Rhizoctonia solani is the source of this 1263-nucleotide messenger RNA. Its product is annotated as kinase domain protein. Gene Ontology annotation, molecular function: ATP binding; protein kinase activity. The transcript has 10 exons. NCBI's taxonomy places the organism in Eukaryota, Fungi, Basidiomycota, Agaricomycetes, Cantharellales, Ceratobasidiaceae. Bases 1 to 1263 code for a protein of 420 amino acids. The record is from RefSeq and is a predicted model, not a curated record. Gene Ontology annotation, biological process: protein phosphorylation.
AUGGAUAUAGCCUCUGGUAUGUACGAUCCCAGGCCGGCUUUGCGAUCCUUAAACUUUGGUUUUACCCGUCUUUUUCUCAUGACUAUGUACGCAUAUGACUUUAUAGCCUUCCAAUCGUUUUUGGUUGUUCAACGAUCUUUAGUUUUUUAUUCAUUUUCGGCGCUUAACAAGAAUGCGCCACAACCACAGAGAGCCACUUUGGAUUUUGAACAGAAUCUUUCCGAUACUGUCUCAUCUGUCAUGACCUCCACCCAGAUUCUCAACCUUCUUACAACCCAUGGCUGCGUCGAUAUCACCCCAUCGAUUGAUUUAUCUUUGUGCUCCAAUCAUCCAGUCGCUGCUGGCGGCUUGGGUGAUAUAUUCGUUGGUCGACUUCGUACUGGAACACGCGUUGCCAUCAAAGUGUUUCGGUCUUAUGACGUAUCAAACGAGCUAGCUGGAAAGUACCACAAGGCAGCCGCACGGGAGAUUCAUACAUGGUCGAAAUGCCAGCAUCCCAAUGUCGUUGAGUUGAUCGGCCUGACAGUAUUCCGCGAAUGUUUGGCGAUGGUGUCUGAGUGGGAAGACAACGGAAACAUGCCACACUACCUGUCACGCAACCCAACGGUCAAUAGGUGCCAGCUAGUGAGUCGAGUUGGUGUUACGUGUCUCUAUCCAUCAGGCGUCCUCACGCCGGACUCCCAGAGCAAGUCUAUCUGCGCAGGAGUCUUAUACCUACACAACAUGGACAUCGUACAUGGGGACCUGAAAGGAGCGAACGUUCUUAUCGACCGCAACGGAGCUCCAAGACUGACCGACUUUGGCUGUGCCAGCUUUCUGAGUGCUACACUGCACUUCACGCAAACUAACACCGGUCCGAGCUACUCGGUUAGAUGGACAGCCCCGGAGAUACUACGAGGGAAGACUGGUCAUACAAAGGAAGGAGACAUAUAUGCGCUUGGAAUGACUAUUCUGGAAGCAUUCACGACGGAGGUUCCGUUCUCUGGCCGGUCUGAGAUCUCGCUCUACCGGCAUAUUUUAGAUAGAAAAAAGACGCCCUCACGGCCCGGGAGCAUCAUACCUGAGAGGAGCAUACUUGGGAACGUACUGUGGGCGAUACUUAUGAGCUGCUGGUCGUACAAUCCUGCGGGUCGUCCGACAGCUCAGGAUGUUCAUACACUGGCGAGUCAAGUCUUUGCUCUACUUCGGGAGAUGUUACCCCUGAGUCCUGAAUCACUACAGGUAAUCGCAGAGGAGCCUGAAGAUGAUGAUCAUGACGAUUGA